Molecule: messenger RNA, 1140 nt
Organism: Camellia sinensis
Lineage: Eukaryota; Viridiplantae; Streptophyta; Magnoliopsida; Ericales; Theaceae
Source: RefSeq, a predicted model, not a curated record
AUGAUCAAUGGGCAAUUACCAUCUUCAAUCAGGCAUCUUAAAAACUUGGAGGAGCUAUACCCCUAUGGAUGCAAUUUCUCGAGUUCCAUUACAAGAUCGCUUACAAACCUCACGCGAUUAACUUUGCUUGAUCUUUCACAAAGCAAUUUUCAAGGCUCAAUUCCUUUAGGCAGUAACUCAAUCAAUGGAUCAAUUCCUUCUUCCUUUUUUCAUCUUGUGAACCUUACCUAUCUUGAUCUUUCGUCAAAUAAUUUAAGCGGCACUGUUGAGCUAGACACAUUUGCAAAGCUUGAAUAUUUGGGUUAUGUGGAUCUUUCAAACAAUAGUCUAUCAUUGACCACUACCAACUCCACCCACUCCUCUUUCCGAAACAUUAGGACAUUACGAUUGUUGUCUUGCAAUAUAAGUAAAUUUCUUGAAUUUCUAAAAACCCGAAAGGAAUUGUUAGAGAUGCUAGACCUUUCAAACAGCCAUCUAAAUGAAGAACUCAAUCCACUCUGUAAUCUUCAUUCUCUUGCAUAUCUCGAUCUGUCCAAUAACCAAUUUGGCAGAUUAAUCCCUACUUGUUUGGAGAACUUAGAACUUGACAUUAGCCACGAUGGAUUACAAGGGGUGCUUCCAAAAUCAUUGGCGAAUCGCACAACGCUAGAAGUUUUGAAUGUGGGUCAUAAUUUGAUAAUAAAUACUUUUCCAUUUUGGUUGGAGAACCUACCUCAGCUGAAGGUUAUUGCCUUGCGAGAUAAUAAAUUCCAUGGACCAAUUGGGCAACCAGGGAAGAGAUUAGCCUUUACAAAUUUGAACAUCAUUGACGUAUCUCACAAUAAUUUUAUAGGAUAUGAAAUGGAAUACGUUAAGAUCCUCACCAUGUUUAAAGCAGCUGAUUUUUCACACAAUAAGUUCCAUGGAAAGAUUCUUACAUCCAUUGGAAGACUAAAAGCCCUUCAUGUUCUAAAUUUUCUAAGAAAUGGGUUCACAGGUCGCAUUUCAUUGUCCUUGGUGAAUCUCACUAAGCUCGAGUCCUUAGGUCUAUCCCAAAACAAGCUCUCUGGUGAGAUAUCUCAACAAUUGACGAGCUUGGCAUUCCUUGAAGUUUUUGAUGUCUCACAAAACAAUCUAAUUGGGAUUAUACCACAAGGUUAG